AUGGUUCAUCAGUAUGUGGAGAAACCUUCAGUGCAGAAGUUUCUUCAGGAAAAGGAAUGUUCAUGGCUUUUUAAUCCUCCACACGCUUCCCACUUCGGCGGAGUAUGGGAGCGUAUGAUCGGUGUGACCCGUAGAAUUUUAGAUGGUAUGCUUCUGCGAACUGGGAUGAAGAGCUUGACCCAUGAAACCUUAUCGACCUUUCUAUCAGAAGUCUCCGCUAUUGUUUAUUCAAGAACUCUUAUUCCCUUAUCGGAAGAUCCCAGCGAUCUGUCUAUACUGACACCAGCCAUGUUGCUCACUCACAAGACGGGACAACUACCGGAGUCAAUACCCUCGUUUCAUCCAAAGGAAUUGUACAAGUCCCAGUGGCGUUAUGUCCAAACACUUGCUGCAGAGUUUUGGCACAAAUGGGAGCGCGAUUACCUGUCUCUUCUCCAGCCUCGACGCAAAUGGACAUCUGAAGGACCCAGUUUAAAGGAGGGAGAUGUCGUCCUUUUGAAAGAUUCGGACAUUCUGAGGAAGCAGUGGCCCUUAACACGCGUGUGCAAAACAUUCCCUUCUGCCGAUGGCCUCGUGCGCGAAGUGGAAGUUUGUGUGGUGAAGGACAGUACUCGAACAUUUUUUGUGAGACCCAUCCAUAAACUUGUGCCCCUUGUGAUUUCUUGA
This is a messenger RNA of Ostrea edulis (European flat oyster), 666 nucleotides long. RefSeq lists its product as uncharacterized. Gene Ontology annotation, molecular function: nucleic acid binding. Bases 1 to 666 code for a protein of 221 amino acids. NCBI's taxonomy places the organism in Eukaryota, Metazoa, Mollusca, Bivalvia, Ostreida, Ostreidae. The transcript has a single exon. The record is from RefSeq and is a predicted model, not a curated record.